UAAUCAAAAAACCCCUAUCGUAAUAACGUAAAAAUUGCACGCGUUUAAACAAGCCAGUUCAUUUUAUCAAGCAAAAGACACGUACAAACACAAAGACAUAAAAAAAAUGAACGAAAAGACCAACUCAGUCGGCUGACAUCAUUUGAAAAAAUUAGCAACCUAACAAGUUGAACCAAAAAAGCAAAAACAAAAGCAAUAAAAAUCAAAAACACAAAAAAAUUAAAAACGUUGCUUUUUUAUAUAAAUUUAUACAUUUUUCACUUUGUUUUGUCACAGCCGCAUUUUUAUCAUCAUUUUUCCCUUGAAAUUUUUUUUUUGGUCUUUGGACAAAGUCAAAUUCAAGUCAACGUAAAUGUCAAAUGUUCCAAAACGACGCAAAAAUUCCAAUAAAAAAAUUUUCAUAAUUUCUCAAUUUCGCUAAAUUUGGAAAACAAAAAAAAAAAAAAAUUCUACAACAAAAAAGAAACUGCUGUGACAUCUUUUGUGCGGAAAAAUUAUAACAAAUCGUAGCAAGAAAUUUGUGCAAAUUUUUCGGACCAUUUUUAUGCUCAAAACGAAUAUUGUGUGAGAAAACAUACACAAAUACAAACGCAACAAAGCAAAAAAAAGAAAUUGUUUUACAAAAGUACCAAAAGUGUCAAGUGCCCAAAAGUUCGCAAGAAAUUGAAAUUUUUUUUCUGAUUCGACGGAAAGUUACCAACUGCAGUGCAAAAACAACGCAAGCAACAGCAGCAACAACAACUGCGCCACGCAUAGCUAAAGGUAAAUGCAAAGCUAAAAUCGAAACAACAACAACAACCGCUAGGCGCGAUUGUCAAGCAACAAAAGCGUAUGACAAGCGACAAACGCCCGAGAUCUGAGAGCAAUCAAAAGCAGUAGUCGACGCCGCGGCAGCAACAACAAGUAGCAAACAGCAGCAGCAGCAAACCUGUGCGUGUGUGUAUACAACUGCCAAAAAUUUGUUUGGCAUUACUGUGGUUUUUGGCAAAUUAUUGACAUUUAACAUUGAAUUUGAACAAAACAAUUGGAUACAAAACAAAAAAAAAAAAAGAAAAUACAAAAGCAAAAUUUGAAAGCAAGCAGUUCUAAAUUAUAACAAUAAAAAAUAUUUGAAAAUUUUAUAUUUUGCAUUUAAAUACUAAAACCGAUUUUAGUAUUUGGUUGUUUUUUUUUUUUUUGUUUUCGAAAAGAAAAGCUUAAAAGUCUACAAGAAAACAUUCCAAAAAUUUCCGCUAACGCACAAAAAUAAAUUACAGUUUUUAAAUUUUAUAAAUUCAAAAGUAAAUAAGCAACGCAAAAGCAUACAAAAUGGCUUCUGAAUUGGACCAGUUCGCUGACUUGGAAUUGUCAAAGGAAGAUCGCGAACAGAUUUUUGAUCCACCUUUGGAUCGACAACCGUUGGAAGGUGCUGGCACCUCAAGCGUUUCGACAUCGAAAAUUCUUAUUAGCGGCAUACCGCUGCAAACGCGUUUCGAAGACAUCGAACCUCUACUGAAGCCAUAUGGCAUCGUCAAACAGUGUGAGGCUGUGUCUAGUAAGGACCCCAAUACUCAGACUGUACAUAUAACAUUCGAAAAUCCCGAUCAGGCUCAAAGAGCUGCUGGCGGAUUGAACGGUGUCGAAUUUGAGGGCAACAAAUUGCACGCCGAGCCAUUGGAUAAGAAUCAACGUCGCACGAAUCGUAAUCAACGCAAUCCAUAUCCCGGUAUGCCAGGACCCGGACGUCAAGCUGAUUUUCCGCUGCGCAUUCUUGUGCAAAGUGAAAUGGUCGGCGCCAUUAUUGGCCGUCAAGGUAUAACCAUACGCACGAUUACACAACAGAGCCAUGCGCGUGUCGAUGUGCAUCGAAAGGAGAAUGUCGGCUCGCUGGAAAAGGCGAUCACCAUUUAUGGUAAUCCGGAAAAUUGCACGAACGCGUGCAAACGCAUUUUGGAGGUGAUGCAACAGGAGGCCAUCUCAACGAAUAAGGGUGACAUAUGCUUGAAGAUUUUGGCCCAUAACAAUCUAAUCGGUCGCAUUAUUGGUAAAAACGGUAAUACGAUCAAACGUAUUAUGCAGGAUACGGAUACGAAGAUUACCGUUAGCUCCAUAAACGAUAUCAAUAGCUUCAAUUUGGAACGUAUCAUUACGGUUAAGGGCGUAAUCGAUAAUAUGUCACGUGCCGAAGCGCAAAUUAGUUCAAAACUACGUCAAAGCUAUGAGAAUGAUUUGCAAGCAAUGGCGCCACAAAGCCUAAUGUUCCCUGGCCUCCAUCCGAUGGCCAUGAUGUCGACACCCGGCAAUGGUAUGGUCUUCAAUCCAAGCAUGCCAUAUCAAUCGUGUCCGGGCUUCCCGAUGUCCAAGACACCGGCUAGUGUGGUACCGCCCGUCUUCCCCAACGAUAUGCAGGAGACCACAUACCUCUACAUACCGAACAAUGCGGUGGGCGCGAUUAUCGGCACCAAAGGCUCCUACAUACGCAGUGUCAUGCGUUUCUCCAAUGCCUCGCUAAAGAUCGCACCAAUCGACAACGAUAAGCCGGCCGAGCAGCAAACCGAACGCAAAGUGACAAUCGUCGGCACACCCGAAGGCCAAUGGAAAGCCCAAUAUAUGAUUUUCGAAAAAAUGCGGGAAGAGGGCUUCAUGUGCGGCACCGAAGAUGUACGACUAACAGUCGAAAUUAUGGUAGCCAGUUCACAGGUCGGUCGAAUAAUCGGCAAGGGCGGCCAAAAUGUGCGCGACUUGCAACGCGUUACUGGCAGUGUUAUCAAGCUACCAGAGCAUGCGGUGGCGCCAGCAUCGGGUGGCGAUGAGGAGACUCCCGUCCAUAUAAUCGGGCAGUUCUACAGCGUACAGUCGGCACAGCGACGCAUACGCGCCAUGAUGAUGUCGACGAAUCCGCCACCGGUCACCAAAAAACAGAAAGCCGCCAAGGAGCAAACCGCCGCCGCCGCCGCUGCAGCAGCUGCUGCCGCUGCCGGCAGUGGGACUCAGCAGCUGCAGCAGCAGCAAGUAACACAACAGCAGCAGCAGCAACAACAACAACAUCAACUGCAGCAGCAGCCGCCGCAACAACAACAACAACAGCAGCAGCAGUCGCCGCCGCAGCAACAACAACAGCCACCUGCGUCAAGUCAGUAAGCAAAGUAGUAGAAAAAAAAACACAAUUAAAAAUUAUAAAUGCGUUUCAAACGUUUUGUUGAAACUACUAAUAUUUUUUAUUUUUAUUAUUAUUAUUUUUUUUUAUUAAAUUAAAUGCAGAGAAAUGUGUAUGAUGAUGAUGUAUUUAGGUUUUCUAAUAUACUAUUAACAUAAUUAUUAAAUAUAUAUUGCUUUUUUAAACAACAACGCUGAUGAGUCAACGUUGUGGUUGUUAAUAUAUAAACCAUAUUGCUGAGUAAAUGCUGAUGACAGAAAUGAUGAUGAGCACAGAAAUAGUAAAGAGUGGUAAAUUUCCAUAGGAGCAGCAGAAAAAGCAAACGAAAAUAAUAGUAAUUUACAACAAAACCUAAAAUAACAACAAACAAAACAUAUAUAAACAAAAUUUGAAGUCCAAUGAAUUACAAAAAAAAAAAUUAAAUUGAUGCAAAAAAUGGAAAAUACACAACACACUGAGGAAAAUAUUUAGCAACACUAACAGCAAAUAAACAUACUUGUAAAAACAACAACAACACAUUUGUUCGCUUUUAUAGCAAAUGGAAAGCACGCAGUGUCGCUUUUUUAAACGCCAACAAAAAAUAAAAAUCAAUUUUGAAUAAAAACUAAUUUUGUAUAGUAACCAAAUUGUAUAAUAAAAAUCGCGUGUAAAUUCCACAUAAUAAAUUGUUAAAAAAAAAAAUAAUUUAGACCCAAAUGUCAGCAGAUACACACAUUUGCAAUAUUAAAAACAAAAUCUAUAAAAUAGUAGCUGUAACCAAAAUUCAAAAACAAAAAUUUCAUGCGCAGACACUGUUAAAACAGCUGGAGCCCACCAACACUGAAAAGAAUACAGUGCGACAACAAAAAAAUUAGAAACGUCAACGCUGCAUAUGAUAAAGAUUGAAAAAAUAAAUAUAGUGAAUGCAAAACUGCAAAAAUUAAAGGAAAAAACCAAAAAAAAAAUAAAUAAAAUAAUAAACCGGCGUGAAAAGUUCCAUUUAGCGAAACAAUAUGAAUUUGCAGAACAAAACAAACAUUAAAAAAAAUAUAUAUAUGUAACGGUUGCAUUAAAGCAUAUUUAAAAAUAAUACAAAAGUAACAUUUUCGAAAAGCGAUUAAAAAAGUUUUAAUAAUUUUUGAAAAACAAAACAAAAAUAUUUAAACUGCAAAAAUUAGUAUAUUUCAAAAAUUACAAUUUCAGUGUAAUUUAUGAUUUCAAAAAUAUAUGCAAACACAUGAUUGAAACAUACUAAAACAGCAAAAUAAAAAAAUUUAAUCUUUUACAUAAAUUUUUUUUUUUCAAAAAUUUGGUUUUUCAAAAAUAAAUGCAAACACAUACUAAAACAGCAAAAUAAAAACCUUAAAUUAUUAACGUAAUUUUAUGUCAAGUGAACACACUGAAAUCAAAGUUUAAAGAUAUUAUAUAAAUAAAUAUAAAAUAUCGUUUUUUGGUAAAAAAAAUUAAAAUAAUUUGAUAACCGUUAUAAACGCGCUUUUAAGCGCAAAAUAAAUAGAGAAAAAUUGCAAAAGUCAAACCACAUAACUGUUCUAAACUAAAUAACGAAAAAUAUACGGUUUCACAAAAUAAAAAAAAAUAAAAAAAAAUACAAAAUUUUAUAAAAUUUACGUGGAAGUGAGAAAUCGCUUACAGAAAAUAGCGACAAAAACAAAAUGACCAAAAAUCAAACUAUUUUUGUUUAAACAUAUGCAGUGUACGUUGCGCAUCAAUUCAUAAAAAAACCAAAAUUGAACAAUAAAAAUUUGGCAGCAUUAAAAAUAAAAAACAAUAAUGCAAAAAAGUUAAUUAUUGCAAAAUGUACAAUAACAAUUUUCUAUUUUUGCAAGCAAAGCAGAUAAAUUAAAGAUAUUAUAAAUAAAAUAUUUAACAUAAAUAUAGUUUGGCGAAAUUGAAAAAUGUGUGUGCAAAAAUCAACCAAAAAUGGCAAUACAAUAAUGAGCUGCACGCGGUAGCAAAUAUUUCUUUAGAGCAAAAAUAAAAAAUUAAGCUGGAAGUAAGAAUGCUAAUAAAAAAUUGAGAACACUACAUAAAAAGUGCAGCGCAUGUGGUAUACAAUACUCGACUUCGAAAAAAUAUUUUUGUUUAAAAUAAAAAUUAUAAAAAAAUUUAUUUUCUUAUUUAAUUUUUUAGUUUUUUUUCAAUAUUUAUAUUUUUUUUAAUUGUAUUACAAACUGCAAACACGAAAAUUGUUACAAAUUUAGUACUUUAAAAAUUUUUUUAAUUAUUUUUUUUUUAUUUGUAUUACAACUUGCAAAAACGUAAAUUGUGUAAGUUUAGCAUUUUAAAAUUUUUUUAUUUGUGUUACCAAUAACAAAAAAAUUUUUUUUUUCAAGUGUAGCAUAGCAAUAAUUUUUUUAAAUUUGUAUUACCACUACUAAAAAUAAAAAUUUCUUCAAUAUUUUAAAAGGCUUACACAAACUGCAACAUUAUCAAGCAAGCGCUGCCACACUUUUUUUUUGCAGUCACUUAAUUUUUUAUUAGCAAACUAACUUACUGCAAAAAUCAACUACAUAUAUUCCGUCGUAAUUUUGAGAGACACGCGAAAAGUCAGCGAACAAAGAGCAAAUGUGUUCCUACAAAAUUUAGUGGUAUAAAAGAAUAAAAACAAAACAAUAACAAGGUUGGCAGUAAAUUGCUGUAACUUUGUGUUACUAGCGUCAGCCUAGCAGGUAUAUUACACUAAAUUAACCGAAAGUAACUACUUGAACAACUAGUUCCAUUGAAAAAGUUUCUACAUAUUUAAUUUUUUUUUUGCGUCUAGUGAGAAAUGUUAAUUGCGUUUGCCUUGAAACGGUGCUGAAAUGUUUUAAUUGCAUACAGACUAGUAUGAAAAAUGUUGUUUAAUAUGAGUAUAAUGAUUAAAGUAAAGUAAAUAAUUCCUUUUUUUUAUAAAACACACUUAAAUUUUAAAUUAAUUUUACAUAUACAUAUAUACAUAUAUAAAUAUAUUGUUUUUUUUUUUUUUGUUUUUAAUGCAAUUGACAGUUACAAUAAAUAAGCUACGCUAAUUGCUUACCCAAAACAGUUAGAGCGCUAAAAUGCGAAAAAUAUAAUAAUUAAUUAAUAAAAAUAAUAUUUUAGAAUUAUAAUAAUUUUGUUACAUGUUAAAUAUGUUUUCUGCCUUGCCCUAAGCAUUUUUUUUAUUCACUUUUUAAAUUAGUUUCAGCAUUAUUUACAAUAAAUAUUUAUAUAUUAUACAUGCAUACAUAUAACUGUCAUAUGAAAAGUAACUGUAAAACAUAGUAUACGCUGUAGCAAGUGGUGGCAAUUAGUCGUUAAAAAAACGAAGAAGAAAAAAUAGUUAAACCAAACAAGACACUUACACUUAGUAAAUUUAUUAAUGAGCAGCAAACAAUCAAACAAACAAAACAAUCAACUUGCAUGCCAACAAACCAAUAGUUUAAUGUGAAAAAAAUAGAAAUAAAAUAGUUUUUUUUUUGUAAACAAUAGCAGAAAUAUUAACAGAUUUUGCAAAGCAAAAACAAAAAAAAAUAUUUUUACCGCAAUUUUUACUAGUAACCACAGUAGUGUGCAGACAAUAGCCCGAGUUAAUGCAAAAUAAAGUAGCCUAUAAUAGUCCUUAAACUACCUAAAUAGCCAAGCUGAACUUAUUGUUUUUUUUUUUAAUAAAUAUAUAACAAUACCAUAUACAUACUUACAUUUAUGCAUAAAUAGUUUAUUAAAGAAAUGUAUAAACAAAAUAGCGCCGUCUAAAGACACAUUUACCUACAUACGCAUAUAUUUGUACAUACAUACAAUAAAUACAUAUACAUAGCCGCAAUUUUACAUACAUACAUACAUAAAACCCAGAGUAUAUUAAUGAAACAAAAAAAAAAAAAAACUAAAUAAACAAAAAAAUAAAAUAAAUUUAUUGCAAGUUAUACACACAUAAUUAAUAAAUAUACCAAUACAAUAGUAUACAGCAGCAAAUUACUAUAUUUAAUUACUUGAAAUUACACAAUAUAACAUAAUUUACACAAUAACAAUAUUUUAACGACAUAUAUUUUCUAUUGUUGUAAUCGUUUUCUACAUAAUAUUAACAUAUUCAAUACAUAAAUACAAAAUACAAACAAAAUAAAUCAUCAUAUAUAAUUAAUUACUGUUAUUCAGUGUAGCUAAUGCAUUAACUACUUUUUAAGUACAAAUAGUUUCGAAUUGUUUGCUAUGAAAAAUUUCAUUGAUGUACGGUAAUUGCAACUAUUUGCAUGCGGGGGUUAAUAUUUUGCAAAAAAAAAAAAUACUCUAUACAAUUUUUAAAAAAUAUUAAUUUUUGGUAAAAGCUUGCAAUGAAACAUUAAUAGGAUGUAACUUAAUUUUUUUCACUGAAUCACAAACACGAAAACAUACUGUCAAAACACUAAAACAACUUUUUUCGACAAAAAAAAACUUUCAAAAUGUUUCAAACAAAAAAUAUUGCAUUUGCAUUGGUGCCGACGGUUGCAGUGGCAGACGAGCAAUUAAAAUUUUGAAAAAUCUAUAAAAAUCAAAAUAAUUAACUAAUUAAAUCAUUUAGUAUGUUACUAGCAUUAUGCCAGCGACACAAUAUAACCUGUAAGCUCUAACGAUAUUUUAGCGAGUUUUCAAAUAUUUGCAUAUUAUUAUAAUUGUUUAUAUAAUACCAAUGUUAUUAGAUCUUGUAAACUUUAUCGUUAUUUUUCAUAGACUUUUCUGUUAUAAUAUUAUUUUAAUUUUUUUUUUUUAACAUUAAUGUAAUUAUAGCCUGCAAACUGUAUCAUUAUUUCAAACGCAUUUUUACAUUACUUUCAUAUUUUUAUGUUAUAUAAUAUUAAUGUUACUGCCACAGCAACCGACGCCAUGCAAAAUUCAUUAAUAAAAUUAAAAAGAAACCUUUCGGCAAAACGCAUAAGCAAAAAAAAAUCUCAAAAUUAUCGAUAAUAAUAAAACAUUACAGCAAAUAGCAGGCAAAUUUAACGAUAAAAAAAAAAAUAAAAACAUUACAACAAAUAGCAGACAAUUGUAGGCAACAAGGAAGUACUACUAAUUUUAGUUUCUAAUAAAGGGUGUUUUCUUAAACUAAAAAUUGUACGAACUAAAAAUGCUGAAAAAUUGUUGUUGUGAAAGCAAAAGAUGUUAAUGUUGAAUAAAAGCGAAAAAGAAUGAUUGAAUUAACGCAAAUAAUUACCUCAAUAUAAGUGCAUUAUCUUCUUAUUAUAAAGGAAAAUUAAAAGUAAACAAAAAAAAUUAAUAAAAUUUAAAAUACCACGAAAAUUCGAUGAUAAAACAAUAAAAUUUAAUUAAAAAAAUUAAAACUAAUAAUGAAUAACAAACCAAUUUAGAACAUAAACAUACAUAUAUUGCCCGAAAUAAAACAUGAAAAGUAGUAAAAAUAACAAAACAAAACCGUUAUCAAGCAUAAUUGUUGCAAAGAAAACAAUUACAUAUAUACCGACAAUUAGUGUAUAUAAACAUUAUUUGCUAAGGAAUGCACCAAAUUGGACAACAAGCAAAUUAAAAAUAAAAAACAAAAACAACAACAGCAUUACAACAAAACAAUGACCGGAAAUACACUGCACGACUUUAAAGUUAUCGAUACAAGUUUAGCAACUGCAAAGCUAAUUCAAAGGCAUAGUCAACGGUAACGGUAACUAUUAACAACAAAUGCGCAUAUCAAUAAAAAUUUAAACGUAUGAAAUUUAAGCAAAAUAUUUUAAACAUACAACAAAAAACAGUGUAGAUCACAAACAGCGCACGUCACAAAUAGCCAGGACAUAGAUCAAAACAUAAUGUGAAAAGAUCACCACACAAUUGACGCUCAAACGAUAAAUGUCAAUUUAAGCAAAAAAUAAUUGACACAAACACAGUAAAACACAGCAUCAAUGCAGAGAGUUGUGGAACGGCGCUGCAACGAAAUUGCGCAAAUGAAAAGAGAGGCGAGCGUUAUUUAAAUAAGUGGCGGCAAAGUUGAGUAAACGCAAAGAAAAAAAAUAAAGUAAAAACUAGCGAACUUGGUAGCUUAAACGUAUCGGAAACAACAACAAAGCAAUCGAAGCUAUAUUUACACUAGAUUAUACAGAUAUUUUCAGCUGAAAUUUUUACGCUUAUGAAAAUUUUUCAGUAGCAUAUUUCGCUGUCACUGAAGCAGCUGCUUUUUUAAGUUACGCUCUUUGCACUUUUCGCUAGCAUAGCUUGUUUGUGCGCGCAUUAGCGGCAUGUCGCAUGUUGCAUGUCGAAAUGUGUGAAAACGCAAUUCUGUUUGGCGAUUGCAAUUAGUCGUUGUACAAGCCGUUGCACUGUCAUUUACUCGAAAAAAAGCGUUUACCCGCUAUUGUACCGAUUGAAAUAACAAAACGAAAGCCGAUUCAAAUACCAAAAAACAAAAAGUUCUAAUACUAAAGAUUUUAAAAGUUUGAAGAAUAUGAAUUGUGAAAAAUAUUUUCGCGUGAAGUUAGAAAUCAGUUUAUUUUUACUAAUAUAGUAUUGUUUAAUGGGUAGAGCGAUUGCAAGCAAACGAGUGUAAACGCUGUAAGCAAACGAAUCUUAAAAAUAAAAAAAUGCAAGAAGCGUGUAUGUAGUGAAAUAACAACAACAGCAAGCGAACUACAACAAAAAUUGCAUGGUGCACCAUGACUACGCCAAUUUCGAAGCGAUUCAAAUUGAAUAAAGUGUGUAUAUAAUAUUUUGUAGGUAUACCUUUUAUAUAUAUAUUUUUAAAAAAUAUAUAUUUAUAAAAUUUACGAUAAAUAUAUAAGAUUUUGUUGAAAUUGUUUUUUCUCGCUCAUUAUAACUAAGAAACCAAAAAAAAAAAAACAUACAAACAUUCUUACAAGAACAAAACGAAUGAGCUGAGAAAUUUGAGUAAAUCGAAACUAAACUGUUUUUAUGCGGAAAAUGUACGGGUAAUAUAUAUAUUGUAGGCUAUAUUUUCUUUAAUAUAUUAUAUAUAUUAAGAAAACAAAAAGAAUUAGGCAGAGAGUUCAAGGAAAAACAAGUCAAAGCGUGGACAAAGUUCGAACAAAACUUCAACAAGAGUUUCAACCAAAAUGCAACUAAAUUUGAGAAGAACUAUACAAUUAAAAAAAAA
Molecule: messenger RNA, 10178 nt
Organism: Bactrocera oleae (olive fruit fly)
Lineage: Eukaryota; Metazoa; Arthropoda; Insecta; Diptera; Tephritidae
Source: RefSeq, a predicted model, not a curated record